UUAGUUUCAACAAAAUAAAAAUGGCAACAAGAACCAAAGUUUGUAUUUCUCUAAUGUUAUUUGCAGUGGCAUUUAUCAAUGCAAUAGAUGAAUGUUCAGAUUUUACAAUCAAUGAAUAGAAGACAUACAAGAUGCCUUCACACGAAACUCACUCACUUCAAGACAGCUCGUUGACUUUUACUUACACAGAAUCAAUGUCCUCAAUCCAAUACUUGGUGCUGUAUUGGAACUCAAUCCUGACUCACGAGAUCAAGCUGACAAGGCUGAUUGUGAGAGACGAGAAGAUCGUGACCGUUCAAUGCUUCAUGGGAUACCUGUUUUGAUCAAAGACAGUAUUGCCACUUUUGAUAAACUAAAUACAACAGCAGGUUCUUAUGCAUUGUUGGGAUCGAAGGUUCCACGUGAUGCGCACGUGGUUUCGAAGCUAAGGGAUGCUGGUGCUAUCAUUCUGGGGAAAACUAGUCUUCCAGAGUGGUAUGGGAUUCGUUCUUCAAAAAUGCUAGGACAAGCUUGGUGCCCUAGAGGUGGAUUUGGCUUGUGAAGGAAGGGAGUAUGUAAUAAAAAGAACAAUACUAAAGACGAAUCGGUGGCGGAGAUGUUUUCUAUUGGUUUGAUGUGGAUGGUGGUGGGUGGUCUUGGAGGAGGAAUCUUUACCAAUGGGCAAGUGAGUCAGUUGAGUAGUGUUGCUCUUUGUUGGACAACUUUUUUACACGAAAAUGUAGCAGAGAGGUGGGUGUGGAGCUCUGAUAUCAGUGAUGAUUAUUCGGUUAAAGGAGCAUACAGCAACAAUUUACUUUCAGAGGAUCGUAAUUUACCUCUUACUGAUAGUGUGAAACUUUAUCUUGGUGGUGGUUGAGACAUCAAGUUAAAGGUUUUAAUUAUGGUUUAAUCCAAUGGUGGGAUAAUCCUACCAAAUUCCUUGGAAGUGUAGCUGGGAAUUGAUUUUGCCGGUGCUGCGGCUAUUUCACAUUCUUCACAGUAUUGGUUCUGGUGUGGUGGGUGAUAGAUGGUUACUCUGUAUUUGGCACGUUGGAGGUAGGGAAGUGGUGUUAGUGUUCUGAGCUUUAUAGCCGAAUAGAAAUUUGGUUGAGUAACUGGAUUCUAUGUUCUUGGGGUAAUAUUGGCAUACUCAAGCUGAUGAGAUUGGAAUUAGCACAUGUUAACAAUCUAUUUCAAUGUCUACUGGUUUUGGUUUUCAUAUUGGUUGGAAUGUGAUGAAUAUUUCAAGAUUGUUUUUGCUUGCCUGGUGCUGGUACUAAUUUUAUUCAACAUUGCAAAAACUAGUGUGCUGUAAGAUAUUAAUUUGUCAGUCUAGAAAUUUUUGUUUAGCAUCUGUUGUGGUUGCUGUCAUUUGAUCGGUUCAGUACCUAUUGUGAUCAGUUGUCGUUGUGCUUUCUCUGCAGCAUUUGCAUAUUAACACCAGAUUAAUGUACAUCGUUCAUUUGUUGGUUGAGUAGGCGUACUGUGUGUGUUCAGCUGUGUUUUUUGGUCACAAUUUUGGUUUUAAGGUUUCAAAGAGUUGUGAUAGAAUCUGGUUGGUGGAUUAUUUUUGUGGAUUUGGCUCGAUUGGUGUCAAUGAGGUGAUGUUAUUUUUGCUCUAAAUGGAAAACCAAUGCAGCAUCUUUUGAAAUGGUGAAAGCAAUUAGAGGAAAGUGGAGUGGUUGCAUUGUUAAGCUGCAUUCUGGCGUGCUAAGUCCCAUCAGCUUGUUAGCUUGUUCUUUUCAAUACAUAUUUAAUUUCUUAGUUUGUUUUGGAGUGAUUGCAUCAGUAAGCUUCGUUCUGGCAUGCUAAGUCCCAGAAUGGUAUCGGAUUCAUUAUACCACUAUGCUAGGAAAAGCUUGGUGCCCCAGAGGUGGACGGGCCUUGGUUACUAUAACCCUUAUGUGGAAUCCGAAAGUCCAUGCACGUCUAGCUUUGGAUAAGCCAUUUCAGUGGCAACUAACAUGGUUGCAGUUUCUUUGGGGACAGAAACUCAUGGCUCCAUUAUCUGUCCAGCUGAUCACAACUCAGUAGUGGGGAUCAAGCCAACUGUUGGACUCACUAGCAGGGCUGGCGUCAUACCGAUUUCACCUCGUCAAGAUACUAUUGGACCAAUAUGCAGGACAGUUUCAGAUGCAGUUCAUGUGCUUGAUGUAAUUGUUGGAUUUGACCCAAGAGAUUAUGAAGCUACAAAAUCAGCAGCUAAGUUUAUACCUUCAGGUGGUUAUAAGCAAUUCCUCAAUAAACAAGGGCUCAAUGGAAAGAAAAUAGGUGUUUUGAGGAAUCCAUUUUUGAUUCCCUAUAAAGGAUCCAAUGUCACUUCCAUCUUUGAGGACCAUCUCAAUGUGUUGAGACAAAGAGGUGCAACAGUGGUGGACAAUUUGGAAGUGGAAAAUUUAAGCAUCCUUAUGGACCCUUCUCAAAGUGGUGAAAUGGCAACCUUACUUUUAGAAUUCAAGUUGUCCAUCAACAAAUUUCUGCAGGAGCUCAUUUAUUCUCCCGUGAGGUCUCUAGCUGAGAUUAUAGAAUUUAACAUCAACAACCCUAAUUUAGAAAAGACUAAUGAGUAUGGGCAAGAUUUCUUUAUGGCAUCAGAAAUGACCAGUGGCUUUGGCGAAAGUGAAAUCGAGGCAGUGAAGAAGAUGGAGCAAUUGUCAAAAAAUGGGGUUGAGAGGCUGAUUAAGAAGAAUCAAUUGGAUGCAGUGUUGGCCAUAGGUUCUGAUGCUACUUCAAUGCUGUCAAUUGGAGGGUAUCCUGCAAUCACUGUACCAGCAGGGUAUGAUAGGCAAGGAAUGCCAUUUGGGAUCUGUUUUGGAGGGUUAAAGGGAACUGAGCCAAAACUGAUUGAGAUUGCUUAUGACUUUAAGGAUAACAUUAAGACCUGACUUGACUAAAUUUGAUCAAUACAAGUAGAAUAUCACAUAUAUAAUUAUGGUUGAUGUAUAUCUUUUACCUUAUAUUUUGCCAUCAUAGUAUUGAUCUGAUUAUGACAGACUAUAAUAAAAAACAGUUUUUGAAUUGAUUCCUGAA
This is a messenger RNA of Medicago truncatula (barrel medic), 3009 nucleotides long. RefSeq names its product probable amidase At4g34880. The transcript is spliced from 6 exons. Bases 1944 to 2864 code for a protein of 306 amino acids. The record is from RefSeq and is a predicted model, not a curated record. Lineage: Eukaryota; Viridiplantae; Streptophyta; Magnoliopsida; Fabales; Fabaceae.